Messenger RNA from Acanthopagrus latus (yellowfin seabream), 3742 nucleotides. Its product is annotated as solute carrier family 35 member E2A-like. Bases 503 to 1669 code for a protein of 388 amino acids. Gene Ontology annotation, cellular component: Golgi apparatus. NCBI's taxonomy places the organism in Eukaryota, Metazoa, Chordata, Actinopteri, Spariformes, Sparidae. Gene Ontology annotation, molecular function: antiporter activity. The record is from RefSeq and is a predicted model, not a curated record. The transcript is spliced from 9 exons.
UUCGCAUUCGGUUGUAGUUUGACGCUAGCUUGACGCUGCGACUUCAUUGUUUUUAGCAGCCACGUCUCGGGUGGGCAGAUAUGGACAGCCCGGAUAGAUAGCGACAUAUUAGUUUGUUGUAGGUGUAGCCUCAGUGAACACUUCCUCGGGCUGUGUAGCAUGACCUGUAGCACGGCUGGCUUUGCAGGCUCCUCUCGUUUGGGUCCCAUGUCCCAUGCUAAUGUCAAUGUUGAACUUCCUCUUUAACGAGACUCGCUGCUGUGUCGUUGACCGGCUGGGUUCACGGUGUUUUUUGGUCCUCACUCAACCACCCGGAUUCAAAGACAGAUCUGGGGACACCAGAACUCAAAGCAUUUGCAUCCUUUCCUGUAAGACUGAAAGCUGGAUCAAUUGCCAGACCAGUCAGAGGAUGGACUGACAUUUUAAGCUCUCAUCGACCCCCCUCACCUCCCUCCCAUCACCCACCUGUGGGGCCCACGGGGGCCCUCGGGCAGUGGACGAGAUGCCAGGCGGCAGGCACUCUGCCAGGCACUCGAUGUGGCGCCUCCUGUCGCCGUUCGCCACCCGCCAGGAGCGAGUGGUGCUGGCCCGUAGCGAGAGCCUGCCAGGGGAGCAGGUGCUGAAGAUCACGGUUACAGAGACGACGGUUAUCGAGGCAGAGUCGGGGGUGUGGAACUGGCGCUCCAUGACCUACCUGGGCUUGUGGUACUUCUUCAGUUUCUGCACCCUGUUCCUCAACAAGUACAUCCUGUCGCUGCUGGAGGGGGAGCCCAGCAUGCUGGGUGCAAUUCAGAUGCUCUCCACCACCGUCAUAGGCUGCAUAAAGAUGUUUGUGCCCUGUUGUCUGUACCAGCACAAGUCCAGAACCGAAUAUCCGCCCAACUUCAUCAUGAUCAUGCUGUUUGUUGGACUCAUGAGGUUCAUAACCGUGGUGCUGGGCUUGGUGAGCCUGAAGAAUGUGGCGGUGUCUUUUGCAGAAACGGUGAAGAGCUCAGCGCCCAUCUUCACCGUCAUCAUGUCCAGGCUGAUCCUCGGAGAGUACACAGGGCUAUGGGUGAACCUGGCCCUGUUCCCGGUUAUGGGUGGCCUGGCUCUCUGCACAGCUACGGAGAUCAGCUUCAACAUGCUCGGCUUCUCGGCCGCUCUGUCCACCAACAUCAUGGACUGUUUACAGAACGUAUUCUCCAAAAAACUGCUAAGUGGAGACACAUACCGCUUUAGCCCUCCUGAACUGCAGUUUUAUACGAGUGCAGCAGCAGUCAUCAUGCUUAUCCCUGCAUGGGUGUUCCUCCUGGACCUCCCGGUGAUCGGGCAGAGUGGGCGGAGCUUCAUCUUCAGUCAAGACAUGAUCCUGUUGCUGCUUUUCGACGGCGCCCUGUUCCACCUGCAGAGUGUCACUGCGUACGCUCUGAUGGGACGGAUUUCUCCCGUUACCUUCAGUGUUGCCAGUACUGUCAAACACGCCCUGUCGGUGUGGCUGAGCAUCAUUGUCUUCAGCAAUGAGAUCACCAUCCUCAGCGCCUUUGGCACAGUCCUUGUGUUCAUCGGGGUCUUCUUGUACAACAAAGCCAGGCAGAUGCAGAGGAGAAGCUUACAGGCCAUGGCUGCUGAGCAGAACCACAAGCCACUACUCCAGGACCAGGACUUUCAGUCCUCUCAGUCUCACUGAGGACUCUGCACUAGAGACUGAAAUGCUGCCUAAAGUGGGAUCAAGGUAUUAAUUGAAUUCAGGCUGUCAAGAAAAGAUGACUGUAUAUUUGUUUGUCCUUCACCAUGCACACCACUCAUGCUUAUGUUUCCCUGUUUCCACUUAGUGUCACUGUCAUGUCUUAAACUCUGGUGACUGGCUUGGUAAACGUCAGUGCUUGUUUAACUAAGCCAUCACAAGUCCUGUAGAACAGUAUAUACAGUAUUUUUUUGUCCCUAACCUAUUAACAUAGUUUCACUUUAAGCAUCGUUGAUCCUUUGUUUUGUCUGUGAAUAGUCAGUAAAAGGAGAAGCUCAGGGUGUCCUUCAGCUCUGUGAAGGAAGUGACUUCUGUAAGCUUUUUUGUCUUACAUUUGCAUUCCAGAGUAUGCUGGUUUAUCUCUCAUCUGUGGUACAGCUGCUUCUGAUUGUAUGCUAUUGUGAAUAUCUAUAAAGGUGUAGGAUUUUAAUCAUGUGACGGUGUGUCGCACUGUAUUAUACAACGUAAAAAUUGGUCUUGAUUGCCUCAGAAUAUAAGAUGUAAAGAUGGCCCCAGUGCCUGAGAUGGGAGGCCUUGUGGAGGCUCGUCCAGCCAAAGCUUAGACUAGCCGUUUGACACAUUGUUUAAAAACAAUGUGUGGAACACUUAAAAGCCACAUACUGCAUUCUAGGAAUGCUCAUCGUCUAUCAUGAACUGUAGGUGUAGGUGAGGUUUAUGUACCUGCCUUUUCUUCUCGUUUAUUUCUUUGUAAACUGCAUGCUGGGAUGGCAACCCUGAACAGGAGAGGGGCCUCAGAGAAUGAAUGGAGUGAUGGGCUGCUGUAUGUUACACAUUCAUAAUCUUGGGGAAAAAAUAGACCACUGGGGCUUUAUUUUGGUUGCUUGGCCCAUCGGCUCUGUUGCUUUUGUCCGCCAGUCAAAAGAUCAAACAGGUUUUAAACAAACCCCCUAAGGUAUUGAAAUAGGAAAGUAAAUUGUAAAAUGUUACACAAGCAGCCACCAGUUUACAAACCAAAUAGCUCGUUCAACUUUGAACAUCUGUACUCAUUGUACUUGAGAAAUGAGGGGUCAUACGCAACACAAGCUCACAUUUGGUUCCACUGGUUUAGGUGCUGAUUGCCUGACUCUUCAGGUUUCUCACUCUGUUGGAUCUACUUUCAGCAGUGUCAUCACGGUAACCGCAAAACCAGUGGGUCGAACAACAAAACAUAAAAAACCCACCGCAUUAUGAAACCAGUUGCAGGAUUUCUGUAAAACCAAUGACACUGAUGAAAUUGUCAAUUCUAUGACUUAUCCUGUGGUUGUUGUCGCUGCUACUAGCUUCCCAUUAAUGACUUCAUGUGUUCACAGACUUGCAGUCUCAGCUCCUGUGGUGAAUGUGAACUUUCCUCCACAGAUGCCUUUCAGUCAUAGCAACAAAUGAGUACCAUUUUGUCAGCUACAUGGUGCCUAUAAUCCAACAAAUACGUGAAUCCUAUUCUCACUAUACUGCAACAGCCAUACUGCCUCUAAUGCAGUCUGGUCCAGGCUUCUUGAUUGAUUUUUAUUAUGUUCUGAGGUCAGCGACAGACAAAGUCCAUCAGGUGUCUGAUAGAAAUAAUCUGUGUUAAUCAUUCCAAGUCUCGCAGAUAAGUGCUUGAUUCUUUUAUGUUUUUAAUGUCCUUCUUUUGCUGCAGUGCCCAAGAAGCAGUCUUUUAUUUUAUUUUCUGACACAUUUUGAGCCUACACUUAAACAUCUCUUUAAUGGAACCAAAAGGGUUGUCUGACCUGAUUUUUUUUUUUUUUACAUUUCAAAUGUGCUCGUAAUACCUGAUUGAUGUUUCUCAGUCAAGUGCUUAUAAAAUCAAGGCUUGUGCAUACAUAGUUUUUCAGUGUAUUUGUAUCAUUAAAGGUUUUAAAAGUGGAAAGCAUGGAGGUAGGAGAGGGAGUAGUCAUGAACUGUCUGUUUGGGAAAGUGCAAAUCAAGGAUGUCAAAAUAUUAAUUAAGACCAGUCUUUAGCGAGGAUGUAAUGAUGUUUUGAUAAGACUGCAGAGAAUAAAAUAUUUUCUCCUCAGA